Trichoderma citrinoviride is the source of this 675-nucleotide messenger RNA. RefSeq names its product formyl transferase-like protein. Bases 1 to 675 code for a protein of 224 amino acids. NCBI's taxonomy places the organism in Eukaryota, Fungi, Ascomycota, Sordariomycetes, Hypocreales, Hypocreaceae. Gene Ontology annotation, cellular component: cytoplasm. The transcript has 2 exons. Gene Ontology annotation, molecular function: phosphoribosylglycinamide formyltransferase activity. The record is from RefSeq and is a predicted model, not a curated record. Gene Ontology annotation, biological process: 'de novo' IMP biosynthetic process.
AUGGCGCCGCAAGAGGAACCUUGCCGCAUCCUUGUCAUGGCCUCUGGCAACGGCUCAAAUUUCCAGGCAUUAAUAGACGCCAUCGCUAGCGACGUCAUUCCCAACAGCAGAAUCACUCGCCUGAUAGUGAACCGCGCAAAGGCAUUCGCUACCACUCGAGCAGAGAAAGCAGGCAUCCCAUGGGAAUACUUCAACCUGAUCAGCAACGGAUUCCUCGCAAAGGGGGAAAAGGAUGAGGCAAAGACGGCAGAGGCAAGGAAAAAGUACGAUGCUGCCUUGGCAGACAAGAUUUUGAAGCUGGACGAAAGGCCGGAAUUGAUCGUCCUGGCGGGCUGGAUGUGGGUGUUUUCGUCCGAGUUCCUGAGGCCGUUGGAAGAGGUGGGCAUCAAGGUCAUCAACUUGCAUCCCGCAUUGCCUGGGCAAUUUGACGGAGCUCAUGCGAUUGAGCGAGCUUACGAGGAUCUCAAGGCCGGAAAGAUCAAGUACACCGGUAUCAUGGUUCACUAUGUCAUUCAAGAAGUCGAUAGAGGUGAUCCCAUCAUGAUUCAGGAGAUUGGCUGGGAAGGAGAGGACCUUGAAGCUUUGGAAGCAAAGAUUCAUGAACACGAGCACGAGCUCAUUGUCAAGGCGACUGCAAAGGUGGUCAGAGAACUUAUUGAUGCUAGGAGAAAAUAA